Molecule: messenger RNA, 792 nt
Organism: Manihot esculenta (cassava)
Lineage: Eukaryota; Viridiplantae; Streptophyta; Magnoliopsida; Malpighiales; Euphorbiaceae
Product: chaperone protein dnaJ 20, chloroplastic
Exons: 1
Coding region: 49-546 (165 amino acids)
Cellular component (GO): chloroplast
Source: RefSeq, a predicted model, not a curated record
CAAACCUAUCUUAAUAAGAUUUCAUCUCCUCUGUCUCUCAAAGUUCACAUGGAGACAUCCCUGAAAAUGAAACCCAAGUUGGAAAAAUUGGUUCCAGUGCUACACAAAACAAGGGCAAGGCAAAAUAACUAUAAGAUCAAGAUCAAGAUCAUUACUUGCAGAUAUAAAGCUAUGCAAGAAAAGAAGACCAACUUGUACCAUGUUCUUUCUCUUGAAUCCCAGAAUGUAGGGUUUUGUGAGAUUAAGAAGGCUUAUAGGAACAUGGCUUUACAAUACCACCCGGAUGUUUGUCCUCCGUCGGCAAAAGAAGAGUCCACAAAGCGAUUUGUUGAGCUUCGACAAGCUUAUGAAACACUGUCGGAUCCAAUCUCACGUAGACUUUAUGAUUAUGAGUUGAGUUUGGGAAAUUCUACAGGGUUUGAUAUUGAAUUAAGAAUGGAGGAAAGGAACAACAAGUUUCCUAAGGAAGCAUGGGAAGAGCAACUUCACGGAUUGAAACAACGAUCUCAUGUCCGAUUGGAGAAGAUGAACAAUAAAUAUAUCUAGCUAUAUAUAUUUUGAUUUUUGUUUUCCCUUUUAGUUUCAUCAAUUCAUGUUUUGCCCUAUUUCUAGUUGUAGCUCAUUCUUAUUCUUAUGUAAUAAUCUUAAGAAUUUUUGUAAUCCCACAUUCUCAAAUUAAAUUGGAAAUCUGAGUUAGAAAAUCUUUUGACUACAUUUAUUGAUUAUUUGGGAGCUAAACCUAGAAUGCAAUUAAUUAUUAUCCCUUUUUUUUAAUUUAAGUUAAAAUUGAAU